AUGUCUUCAUCAGGUGACUCCGCGGAUGCGAUCCGGAACCAUUCCAUUGCUUUUAUCGGAGAGUUUGUCGGGAGCUUCAUGUUCCUUUUCAUGGCUUUUGCUGGCACACAGGUCGCCAAUGAGAAAGCCGGCCCUGGAGUGGAAAGUUUACUCUAUAUCGCGGCCGCUUUUGGCGCUUCUGUGACUGUAAAUGCGUGGAUUUUCUUUCGUGUCAGUGGUUCGGCUUUUAAUCCCGUUGCUUCCCUCUCCCUAUGGCUUCUUGGUGCCAUUCCCCUUGUCAGGGCCGUUGUGGCAAGCCUCGCUCAUAUGGUCGCUGGAGUUGCUGCCUCCGCGGUCGUGGCGGUUCUCUUCCCCGGUCCUUUGACCGUUCAAGCUCGACUGGGCCCAGAUACAAGUGUCGUGCAAGGCCUCUUCGUCGAAGCCUUUUUGACUGCUCAGUUGAUGCUUGCAGUCCUCAUGUUAGCGCUUGAGAAACAAAGAGCAACGCGCCCGGUAUAG
Molecule: messenger RNA, 498 nt
Organism: Uncinocarpus reesii 1704
Lineage: Eukaryota; Fungi; Ascomycota; Eurotiomycetes; Onygenales; Onygenaceae
Exons: 3
Coding region: 1-498 (165 amino acids)
Biological process (GO): transmembrane transport
Cellular component (GO): plasma membrane
Molecular function (GO): water channel activity
Source: RefSeq, a predicted model, not a curated record